UGUUCAGUCUCGACGCGCGCAAGCCCGUGCACGUCCGCCGUCGCUCCGUUACCGCCAUACACAGCUUCGCGCGACAAAAAAAACACCACGCGCUCUUAUUAAUUUGUUUUACCGACAACCCUCCCCCCGAAUUUCGGUGUCACCCGCAAGAGCAUGCGCCCCGAGCAGCUGCUGUAGCCCGGGACGCUAUAACGACAACGACCGCGACCGAGACGUGCCGUUGCCGCGGACCGAGAUAAGAGCUGUGGUCGUCGCGAAACCCGAGAUAAAAAAGAAAAUUGCCUGUAUACCGUAUAGUGUUUACCGCGUUUUACAAAAUAUUUAACUGUUGGUUUUGUAUUUUUCCUGUCGCAAAGUGCACGGGCACGGACAAAGUCGCCGCCAACACACGUUUUCGCCUAUCAGAUUUAUAUAAAGUCUGUCGCCGACGGACAGGGUGUGCGCCGCCGCCGUUGCCGAGUACCGGUGUCGAUCCCUGAGAGGAUCUGCGACCCCACACGACACGGUAACGUCACGCCACAGCUGUCUCAUGCGGACUCUUAGAUCGCCUCAAAAGAUCAAGAUCUAGAGGACGCAAACGCCGAUCGGUCGACCCUGCGACAACCACUCGGCGCCAACCGUUAUAUCCGAAACGACGCGCCGCAUUGGCAGCCCUGAUGGGCGUGUUUGAAGACCUGGCCAAUCAGAAACCCGGAAUGCAUUGGCAGCAUGACCGCCAUCACAUGCUGGCCAACCCGUACGACCCGUCCAGAGACCAAAGCCCGAAUCUGCCGACCACGUCGUGUCGCGACCAAGAGCUGACCAACGUGUACGGCGGUCACGGGCAGUGUUGUGCGUUUAAGACCGAGUUCGAUGACGACUGCCCCGACUGCAAAAUUCCACCCCCGACCCCGUCGACGGUGCUUACUGACGGCGGCUACAGGGGCGGUUCUCUGGCCGUGCCAUGCAAACUUGAACGCGACUGCCUGCUGCAGGGGUCGUCGCCCGGUGCGGGCUAUGGAUCUCCCGAACCGUCCUCGCCCAGCGUGUCGUACACUUACGAAUCGCCGGAUAUGGCAGUCGCCCCCAAACUAGAAGAGCCCGAAGUCAACCUCUGCGACGGCUGUGGGAUGAAAAUCUUAGAUCGUUACUAUCUGUACGCCGUGGAAAAAAGAUGGCACGCGUCCUGCCUACAGUGUUCCCAGUGUUCCCGGACCUUGGCCGGCGAACUCAAGUGUUUCUACAGGGACGGAAACAUCUACUGCAAGAGCGACUACCAAAGGUUACACGGUAUCCGUCGGUGCGGUCGGUGCCAGGCGGCCAUAUCGCCUUCGGAGCUGGUGAUGCGAGCUCGGGACACUGUUUUCCACGUGCCGUGCUUCAGCUGCGUCGUGUGCUUGACCGUGCUUACCAAAGGCGACCAGUUCGGCAUGAGAGACGGCGCCGUGUUCUGCCAGCACCAUUAUCAGCAACUUGGACCUCCAACGUUAGCGCCAUUGCGGCCCAUGCCAGCCGUACCACCGCCGGCCCCGGCCCAGUCCCCGUACCCUUCGCCGUCGGUCAGGGGCGUCGUAGGGAUGGACUGUCCCGGUACGCCCGUAGGAGGGUUCUACAACGGCGGCGGCGGUGGAGGAAACGUUGCGGGUGGACCGGUCACAGCAUCUGUCGCGCCCACGCAGCCUCGGCAGAAGGGCCGACCUAGGAAGCGCAAACCCAAAGAUUUGGACGCCAUGGCCGCCAAUAUGGACAUGAACUCCAGCGAUUCUUACAACAUGGAAAUGACCUUCGGACCGAACGGUCUGUCUUCGGGCCCCGGCGGCAACGGAGGAUCCGGACAUCAGAGGACCAAGCGAAUGCGCACCUCUUUCAAACACCAUCAGCUGCGAACCAUGAAGUCGUACUUCCACCACAACCAUAACCCAGACGCAAAGGAUCUCAAACAAUUGUCUCAAAAGACGGGCCUGCCCAAACGGGUGUUACAGGUGUGGUUCCAAAACGCACGGGCAAAGUACAGGCGGACGGCCACCAAGCAGGACGGCCUGGGCAGCGGUCAGUUAUCCGCGCCGGCUUCCAUCAAACCGGACAAGAGCUGCUCGGAGAGUUCAACCGGGUCUACCGGCAUUGAAGCUGUCAUGUACCACCAACAGCAGCAGCAGCAGCAACAGCAGCAGCAACAGCACCACGGGUCCAUGCAGAUGAGUAGCCCUCGAAGUUACCUGGGCACAUCGUCGCCCAUGGAAUGCGGUUCUUAAAUCGAAAAAUAAAUCGUUGUCCUUCUCACCCCUAUAUGAAUGCUCCCCCUGCCGUUUCCUCGUAGAAAUCAUAAUUAUAUAUUAGAUAGUUUUGAAACGAUUCGAAUCAACAUCAUUUGGAAGGAACAAAAACAAAUCGUCGUGAGCCAGUUUAUACGUGCAAUAUUUUCGAUAUCUAUAUUAAGUUGUUGUUUAUUUUAUGUUUUAAUCAAAUACCUAUUUAUAUUGUUGAAAGUAUAAAAAAAAAAAAGUUGGAAAAAAAACUAAUAAUUUUUAGUUGUCAAUAGUCGUUUGCCAGUAACUUAUAUUUAUAUACCUAUAUAUUAUAUAAUAGAUUAACGAACUUUGUGUACAUAAAACAAAUAUUAUGAUGACUGUAUAUAAACUCAUUUACUUAUUAAUUAUAAUUGUUCUUACUUCCUUCGUGUCUAUAA
Molecule: messenger RNA, 2665 nt
Organism: Adelges cooleyi (spruce gall adelgid)
Lineage: Eukaryota; Metazoa; Arthropoda; Insecta; Hemiptera; Adelgidae
Product: LIM/homeobox protein Lhx2-like
Exons: 6
Coding region: 657-2231 (524 amino acids)
Biological process (GO): regulation of transcription by RNA polymerase II; neuron differentiation
Cellular component (GO): nucleus
Molecular function (GO): DNA-binding transcription factor activity, RNA polymerase II-specific; RNA polymerase II transcription regulatory region sequence-specific DNA binding
Source: RefSeq, a predicted model, not a curated record